CUGAGAAAUUGACUCUUGAUGAAGAAAUUUAAGCACCAAAAUGUUAAUACAAUAUUUUGGAAUAAAACGAGAGGAAUUCUGGCUCUAAAAGGAGAACAAUCGUAAGAGAAAAGCAUGGGAAAGAAUGGGACAUUGCAGGGCUUUUAUACAGGAAGAAUUUCCGUCAGGCGAGUAGGCCGGCGGCCGUAGGUCAGCCAGCCGCCGCUGUCGAGAAACUUCGUGAAAACGUGGAUCAGUCAAUGCCGUCGUCCACAGGCGGGAGGCAGGCGCCCGCCUGCCAGCCCGUCGGUGCCUUCCAAGAAUGUCUUCGCCGCUGCUCGUUUUCAGGAGAGCGCUGCCGCCUUCCGACCGACGGCAAGGCAGGCGGCCGCCUGCCUGUUGCGCCGCUCUGGUCUGUCAAUGGUAUCCUGCUUAAAAUCUUGUUCUGAAUACUUUUUCCUUCUGCACCGACUUCUAAUUCCGCAAUGUUUGUGAGAUAGAAUUAUUUUUCUAUUCAAAAUUAACUCUUUUUGUUCUAUUCUUGGCACAAUUUUUGUAUGUUAAUUCAAAACUAUUUUUUUAGAGUAAAUUCCAUAAACGGUCCCUAGUUAUAAGUCGUUUUACAUAUUUAGUCCAUACAUAUCAAAUAUUACGUACUAAAUUAGUCCCUAAUUAUUAUAUUCAUUUCUACGAAUGGUCCUUUGUUAACAUUUCCGUUAAAAAUGUGGAUAAAAGUGUAAAUUCACACUCAUCUCUCUCCUCAAUUAAGCUUCAUCCCUCCUCUCAUACUCUUUCUCAAACUCAUCGUUGAGUUUGAAGCUCUAAACCCAAAACUGAAAUGAUCAUUCCUCUCUCAAUUAUUAGUCUUCCUGGUGGAACCUAAAAGAAAAACAAAAUAAGCUUUAUGGAUGAGUUUUAUCAGUUAGUUUCAAGAAAUUGCAAAGAAAAUAAACAUUAAAACUCAUCCAUGAAGGUUACUCGUUUCGAAUUUGGGUUCCACCAGUUAGACAAACAAUUGAGAGAAGAGUGAUGAUUUUGGUUUUGGGUUCAAAGCUUCAAACUCAACGACGGGUUUGGGAAAGGAGUGCGAGAGGAGGGAGGAAGUUUAAUUGAGGAGAGAAAAGAGUGUGAAUUUACAAUUUUAUCCACGUUCUUAACAGAAAUGUUAACAAAGGACCAUUUGUGGAAAUAAAUAUAAUAAUUGGGGACUAAAUUAGUAAUAUUUUAUAUGUAUGGACUAAAUAUGUAAAACGACUUAUAACUCGGGACCUUUUAUGGAAUUUACUCUUUUUUUAUGAUCAAAUUAUCAAAACAUAUUAUUUUGAAGAAAAAGAAUAAAAAAAAUUAUUAAUUUGAUAAUUAAAAUGGUACAAGAACGUAUUGAAUAUGAGUAAAAAUAUAAGUAUGAAACGGACUUAUCAGGGAUGAUGGUCAGACCUUCGCCACCGGUGGCGAAAUGCACAUCCUCCUCUUCCUCUGGAAAAGUACACCGGCGAUGUGUUAGGAUCGAAUCAAGAACACUCACAAUCAAUCCGAUGAAGAAGGUGAAGAAAAAACGAGAGAGUAAAAGAAGAGAGAGAAAGUGAAACACGUGAAAUAACGUGGUAACACCCCGUGAGUAAACUUCCACGGCGGCCUAGAUGUGUUUAUUGAUGAUUUCAGGCACAUACAAUUACAGAGAAUUUGGAGACAUGACACUCCCUGAAUAUCGUCAGAAGUUUACCAAACUCGCAAAGUUUGCACCAACCAUAGUAAAUACCCCAACCGAUCGCAUUGAGGAGUUCAGGAAGAAACUUCGACCUGACCUCAGGUCACGUGUAUCUGUUCUAACCACUAUGGAUUUCGCGGAGGCCUACGAUCUCAUUGCCAGGGCAGACAGCGACUUGAGUGCUUGCAUUGAGUAUCUGAAGACAAAUAAUGUCAGCUCAAGCACUCACCGUCCCACCGGCUCUGCCUCAAAAGGGAAAAGGCCCUUUCAAGAACCUAGCAAUUCACAUUUCUCUAAAAAGGGAAAAUCUGUACAAACUCAGUCGAUGGCCUCCAUUGAUAAGUCCAAAAAGCGGAGGUAUCCAGCUUGCGAGCACUGUGGAAGGAAUCACCCUAGAGAAUGCUGGCUUAAGCAAGGGUUGUGUCUCGGCUGUGGAAAACCAGGACACUUUAGAAAGGAGUGCCCUACAAACCCCGGAGAACCGUAUCCACCUGCUCCUGUUGUUAGUCAAGCAGCAUCGGCACGACCUGCACCAAGUCAACGCUCAACAGCGGGGUCUAAUCCAGCCAAGAAUCAGAACCAACAACAAGGACGAGCUCCUUCUCGUACAUAUGCAAUGAAAGCACGAAUUGAGGAGAACCCUGACGUCAUCCAGGCUGUCUACCACUCUACGGACGACUAGAGUCUCAACUCUCAAGUAAAGGCCGCCAGCCGUCCCGCCGACAGCCCCAGUUUCGACAACCGUCGGCGUCGAGUCUCUGGCCGAUUCCUCCUGCUCGCCACGACGCCGAUCGGAAUCUUCAAUUCUUCACUCUGCCAGGUUUUUUUAUAAAUAAUUAUUGAAUGUGAAU
This is a messenger RNA of Cuscuta campestris, 2538 nucleotides long. Lineage: Eukaryota; Viridiplantae; Streptophyta; Magnoliopsida; Solanales; Convolvulaceae. The record is from the annotation of a GenBank genome assembly.